Messenger RNA from Babjeviella inositovora NRRL Y-12698, 1292 nucleotides. Its product is annotated as putative aminopeptidase. The transcript has a single exon. Gene Ontology annotation, molecular function: metalloexopeptidase activity. NCBI's taxonomy places the organism in Eukaryota, Fungi, Ascomycota, Pichiomycetes, Serinales. Bases 39 to 1070 code for a protein of 343 amino acids. Gene Ontology annotation, biological process: proteolysis. The record is from RefSeq and is a predicted model, not a curated record.
CGAAACGUCUCGUUUUAACGAACCACGAUCUCAAUGCGAUGGAAAUCGUCGAAUCAGACAAGCUCGAAAUGCGGAAGAUGGGCGUAAAGUUCUUGGAUAUCACCGAUACGCCGUUCGCCAAGGACAUUGCGUUGCUGUAUGCACCAAAGGAGUACACGUACCCGGCAAAAUUGGCCCACACCAAGGAUAUCAAGAAUAUUGUGAGCAAGGUAGACAAGAAGCGGUUACAUACGAAUCUAGGAGUGUUUUCGUCCUUCCACACGCGUUACUACAAAAGCGAUCACGGGCUUGCCAGCGCCCAGUGGCUCCAGAAGACCAUUCAGCAGAUUAUUGCUAGCAGCAACACUACAUUAGAUGUGGAGGUUGUUCCGUUCAAGCAUGAAUGGAAGCAGUUUUCGAUCAUCGUGAAGAUCCCGGGUUCGGAGGUGCUGUCUUCCGACGAAAGCAUCGUGGUGGUGGGUUCGCACCAGGACUCCGUCAACUUGUUGUUCCCGAGCCUUUUCGCCGCGCCGGGGGCUGACGAUGAUGGUAGCGGUACCGUCACGUGCUUGGAAGCGCUCACCUUGUUACUUGGAGCGGAUUUCCAGCCACGCAACAACGUGGAGUUCCACUUCUAUUCUGCCGAAGAGGGCGGGUGUCUCGGGUCCCUAGCCAUCUUUGCAAAGUACAAGGAGCAGCACAAGGCGGUGGUGGCGAUGUUGCAACAGGACAUGACCGGCUACAGCGCCGGAUCAUUGGAGAAGGGUCUUCCAGACCACGUGGGUUUGAUCACCGACUACACCAACCAUAACUUGAACGUGUUUUUGAAGACGACGAUCGAAGCGGUGUGUGACAUUGACUGGAUGGAGACCAAGUGUGGCUACGCCUGUUCCGAUCACAGCUCGGCCUCUAAGUUUGGCUAUCCGAGUGCGUUCAUUAUCGAGUCGACGUUUGAGAACAGCAACCAUUUCAUCCACUCGACCCAGGAUACCAUCGACAAGUUGAGCUUUGAGCACAUGGCCGAGCAUGUCAAAUUGACCGUUGGCUAUGCCUACGAGUUGGGAAUGUCGGAUAUCAAGGAGCAACACUAGGAAGGGAGGGCUAGAGUAACCGGUCGCCAGGAGGUUAGAUGGAGCCUAGGGAUUUUUUGAAUAAACGUACUUUAAGCAGGGCGAGGAGUUUCUCUAAUUGUAGUGGACUAAAAACAGUAUACCUUAACUCAUCCUCGUCGUUCAUUAAAGCGAGGAAAUAAAUUGAGGGUGAGAAGGUGUCAGCCGAUAAUUUCCUUUUGAAACUCUCACUUAACGACCAAU